Dunckerocampus dactyliophorus (ringed pipefish) is the source of this 7833-nucleotide messenger RNA. RefSeq names its product family with sequence similarity 83 member Hb (gene sack1hb). Bases 287 to 3886 code for a protein of 1199 amino acids. The transcript is spliced from 8 exons. Gene Ontology annotation, biological process: positive regulation of cell migration; intermediate filament cytoskeleton organization; protein localization to cytoskeleton. NCBI's taxonomy places the organism in Eukaryota, Metazoa, Chordata, Actinopteri, Syngnathiformes, Syngnathidae. Gene Ontology annotation, cellular component: keratin filament. The record is from RefSeq and is a predicted model, not a curated record. Gene Ontology annotation, molecular function: keratin filament binding.
CUUCCUCAUUCGCCGUGCUGCUCCGUGCCGUAGUGGCGGCGGCCCCGAGGGUGGAGACGGAUCCCGGGCCUGCAGCCUCGUUGAGGAGGAUUUGAUGAGAAACGUUUUUUUUGCGCCUUUGAAUGCGGGAUGUGACGGUGGAAGCAACUAAAGACGAAGAAGUUGUUGCUGCGGGAAACUUUGGAGGUAAAUGCAAGUCAAGAGCAAGUUUGUGCAACCCUGAACAAACGAUCUAGUUUCGAAUUCCCCAUUCAGACCCUGACCUGUGCCCCCCUUUUCCCUCACCAUGGCUCACCGGUCUCAGAGUUCCUCGAUUGGAGACAACCCCCUUGACCCAAACUACCUGCCCCCACACUACAAGGAGGAGUAUCGUCUUGCCAUUGAUGCACUGAUAGAAAGUGAUAUACCGGGCUACUAUGAGUUCCUCCAGAACGCAGACGUGGUCAGCUUCCUGGCACAAACCGAAAUUGAGCACAUCAAGUCCACCAUCCAGGGGCCCACCCAUGCCCACAGCGUCCCUGAUCUGACAUUCCCAGAGGUGGGCCACAAUGUAGAGGGAUCCUCCGACACCUACUGGCCCAUGCAGUCCGACAUGGCUGCCCCCGGCCUGGACCUGGGCUGGCCGCUCACCCAGCACAGCUUCAUUGGACCCACGGAGGUCACUACUCUAGUCAACCCCUCAGAACCAGACAUGCCUAGCAUCAAGGAGCAGGCCAGGAGACUCAUUAAGAACGCCCGCCAAGUUAUUGCUGUGGUGAUGGACAUGUUUACAGAUGUUGACAUAUUUGCGGACCUCCUGGAUGCAGCGGCACGCCAUGUUCCUGUUUACAUUCUUUUGGAUGAGCAGGAAGCCCAUAACUUUGUCUCCAUGGUGAUCAAUUGUAAGGUCAACCUGGACUUAAUCCAUAUGAUGCGUGUCAGGACUGUAGCAGGAACCACAUAUCAUUCCCGGACAGGAAAGUCAUUUAAGGGACAGAUGAAAGAUCGCUUUCUGUUGGCUGACUGCAGGGCUGUACUUAGUGGUAACUACAGCUUCAUGUGGUCGUACGAGAAGAUUCAUCGCUGUAUUGCUCACCUUUUCCUCGGAGAGCUGGUUGCCACGUUUGAUGAAGAGUUCCGCAUUCUCUAUGCUCAGUCAGAGCCUCUCGUCAUCGACCCAUCGGACGGAACGCUCGCCAUUCCUGACACUGGAAGUUACUUAAACAGACAGAUGGGUUUUAAAAGGACCCAGUCAUUACGGAAUCCCCUGGGUUUCCGAAGGCAACCCGACAUUUCCUCCGGUUUCCCGUACGGAGACCAGGACCGCAACAUUGCACUUCCUUUCCGGAGAAAUGACCCAUUUCGUCACACGAUUGAACCUGGCACGGGAAUCACCAUUGGGAAGUAUUCCCAGCAACAGUUUCGCUUGCAGCCAUCAUAUUUGGAUCAAGGAAGGUCGAUAGUGUCCCGGCAGAUGGAGAUGAGUGGCUUCAAGAGGCACAGCUAUGCAGAAGGAACCCAAGAGACCUACAUGUCCUCCAGGCACUACAUGAAGCACAGAGUCAUGAAUAAUCUCGAUGAGACAGACUUCCACAGGGAACAGAAACUCCAUUUCUACAAUGAGGGGUCUGGACCAGGGUCUGGCCACGGACAGUAUGAUAGACUACGUCCUCCACAUCUAGGCAUUGACCAGUACUCCGACUCCAGUUCAUUCCGCUCAGAUCAAGAGCCAAACUAUGGAAACUACGGCAGAAGUUAUGUAAAUCUUUCAUCAGAGGAUUUAAGUGGACCGGAAGGGUUUCAGGCACCUCCAAUAGCUGGAAGGUAUGGAGGAAGUUCUGCCUUGAAGAGGCCAACCAUAGGACAGGCAUAUGCUUGUCAGAGCUCACCCACACAGCCUCACCCACCAGAGAAGAAACCAUUUCCAAAACAAUCCGAACAGGAGCACGGUCAAGACGCAAGUGUUCGGCAUGGUUUAAGGAACUGGAGGAUCCACUCGUAUCUUAGUACAUAUGAGGACGGUGGAGAAGAGGGUCUGAAUCAACCCAUGGGGCCUGACGCAUUUGAAGAGCCCCUACCUUCUCAAGAGCAAGAAAUUUCAGAGACCCGCUUUGGAAUUAAACAACCACCAAAUGUUGCUCCUAAGCCCAGAGCAGAUAUCCAAAGACCACGCUUUGGAAAGCCAAUUAAACCUGACAACACUGACAAGAACUCAACCACACGGGAUGUAAUCCCUUCAGCCAGCGACAUAAAGUCUGUCUCUCUGGAUAGAAAUGAUGAAGAUGAGAGGGGAAUUGGAAAGGAGGACAGCAGUGAAAAAGAGGCGCCAGAUCGCUUCCUGACAAAACACGACUCCUUCCGUUCACGGAUAAACCCGGUCCUUCAGCGCAGCUCCCGUCUACGUUCCUCGCUCAUAUUCUCAUCGUCGAAAGCGGAGAUACACAGUGGAAGCACUGGCCUAAGACCAGCCACAGAGGAAGAUGACAAUUUGGACACUGGGCGCACUUCCUCCAUCGUAGCCCAGAUCCUGGAGAAGAGGAGGUCAUUAUCUCGAGAACCUUUUGAGUGGAGAAAGACAGCCGAAGAGCAGAGUAAAGAGAAAGAAAAAGAGAAAGAAGAGAAAAGUGGGGAUACAAAUCAGCAACAGGAGAGGGAGACAAGAUUGACAAAUAUAACAGAGGCAAAAGAUGAAUACCAGAAACCUCAGGAACAUGUCAAAUCAAAUCAAACUACUGAGACCUCUAACGAUGUCACAUCAAUGUCUCUCAAUGUCCAUGACCCUGCCAGUCGACUGCAGUAUUUCAAAGACGUGGCUGCUAAGAGAAAAGCAUCAAAAAUGGAGACUGAGUCAACGCUAAAUGUCCCAGCUGAGAAAAAGGCAGACUUGUCAGACAAAGCUCCCCAAAACACAACAGCGAGCGCAACAACCACAUCUGCCGCUGUUGCUUCAACAGAAUCCGAGACAAAGAAACCAGACGUCUCGGCAAAGCUUGCUGACCUCAAUCGGCGAUCUUCAUUUACAUCCACAAAAGCUUCUCUAAUCUCUCCAAAGCCUUUUGUGAGCACCGUGAAGCCUUCUGAAACUCACAAGGAGGACAAUCCAUCAGAUAGUCAAAAGAAAGAUAUAUUUAAGUCAUUGAAGCCCCUUCCAUCCCCAAAGAUCUUCAAGAGGGACCAGCUCAAGCUCAAAGGACUCAAUCCUCGGAGGAUAUCUUGUGGUGAGGAGCUCCUAACAGAUGCUACAGACACAGAGAAGAGCGAGAUGAAGAAGAGUCGCUCUCAUAGUUCCUCCACUCUGCCUCGUGACGAAUCAAAGGAAGCUCAGCAGAAGGGAUCCAAUACCUCCAUCAACACGCUUGGGAGCGGUGAGGGAAAGGGCGAUGGUAAAGCGCUUGACUUCCUGAAGAAACAGACUCAGAGGCUGAAGGGAUUGAUAGGAACCAAGGAUAAGGAGAAGAAAUCUUCGGGCGAGGAUCGCAGCAUGGGCACAGUGAAAGAAAUGGUUGAAGAUUACAGCAAAAAGCAGAGUUCAUCCGCUAAGGACACGGGUUCUUCUGCUGCUGAUCAUAUGACUGCCAAUCAUCGGACAUCAGCCGGCACAGCCGGCUCACGCUACCUGCCGCCCAGUAACUCGGUCCUGUUCAGCAGCAACCUUCGCGACGACACCAAGGUCAUCCUGGAGCAGAUCUCAGCCAACAGUCAGAAGAACCGGCUCGAGCGGGAUGACGCAGGAGACGGAGACCGCGAUGCCAAGGGUGUCGACAGUGAAUUUGCUGUCAAAAAGAACCGCUUCCUGCGACCCCAAGUCGGCGGCCAGGAGAGGGAGGGGCUGCUGAAGAGGAUAGAGAGCCUGAGGAAGGAGAAGAAGGUCUACAGCCGCUUUGAGAUGGGGAAUACCCUGGGAUAGCGCCAAAGACGGACGAGUGACCGUUGAUGUGGAAUCUUAAUAAACGAUCAAAUAGGCGCACUGUGCCAACGACACUCCAAGUCCGCUCUGUGUAUUUCUCUCCCUGCUGGAUUUCUACGCCGGAAGUAAGCUUGAAACUUUACAUGGAAAAAUGCAACAACAACAAAAAAAAUCAAUCGGUGCGGAAUGUGACUGUUUGCCAAGCAGUGGUCCAGACUUUUACCAUAUAAGGUGACUGAAGCAAAAGGACAGGCAAAUGUGACACCAAAAAGAAAGGGGGGGGGCUUGACCCUUACUUGUGUGGACACGACUGAAAGACAAAGAAAGUAAGACCUUGCACCUGAAUGAAUUCAAAUACACAUGCCAUGAAAUAAACCUACCUGUAUUCCUGUAGCACCCGUGCUUUCUGUUGACAUCAUUUUGGUGUGUUUUUCCUUUUUGUUUUUUGUUUUUUACAAUUUACUGUGCCAAUCCAGAAAACUAACAUGACAAUAUGAAGUGAUACCACAAACAUGCUAUCACACGCAUGCUAGGCUACAUUCACUUGUCGCUCUUGCUUCGGAUAAAAGGAACUCUGGUGCAUUUGCUCUGCUGGCAUGGUUCCUUUGGUCAAGUGUGAACACCACCAUCCCAACCAUGGUAUACAGCAAACAAGCAGACCCAGACCGCUUCAGAGAUACUGUAGGUCUCGGUCCGCUUGCAAGUGGCCCAAAGACUAACAAAUAUGGAAGAGAAAAUUUGUUGGCAGUGUUGUCAUUUUGCUCUGCUCUCUCCCUCUGUGUGUGUGUGCGACAAUGGUGCUCUUUAAAAGAAUAUUUGACAAAAGUUUAGUCGAUAUAACCGGAUAUAUUCAGGAUACGUAUUCAAGCCAGCAGAGGCAUUUGAUGCAGAAUAUUCCACUAACACGUCAGGAAAACUCUUGUACCAGCUUUUAUUAAAUUUAAGCUGGUAAAUAUAUCAGAAUAUAAAAAUUACUUAUUUAUUCCACCCAGGAGAUGGCAUUUGGAAUGUUUGAGUCAUGUCACCUAAUAUGUCAGGAAAACUCUUUAAAAGUAUAUUUUACAAGCUUUUAAUGAAAUCCAAGCUGGUCAAAUGACAGGAUAUAAAAAAACAGCCUAUGUAUUCAAGCCAGCAGAGGGCAUUUUGGUGGGAGAUAUUUGAGUUAAGUCACCUAAUACGUCAGGAAAAGCUUUUUAUUAAAUCUAAGCUGGUAAAUAUCCAUCCAUCCUCUACCGCUUAUCUGAGAUCGGGUCACGGAGGCAGCAGCCUAAGCAGGGAGGCCCAGAUUUUCCUCUCCCCGGCCACUACGUCCAGCUCCCCGAGGUGUUCCCAGGCCAGUUGGGCGACAUAGUCUCUCUAACGUGUCCUGGGUCUUCCCCGAGGCCUCCUACCAGUCGGACUUGCCCUCCCCAGGGAGGCGUCCGGGAGGCAUCCUGACCAGAUGCCCAAGCCACCUCAUCUGGCUCCUCUCAAUGUGGAGCAGUAGAGGUUCUACUCCGAGUCUCUCCCGGAUGACAGCGCUUCUCACCCUAUCUCUAAGGGAGAGCCCAACCCUACGGAGAAAACUCAUUUCGGCCGCAUCAUGUACCCGCGAUCUUGUCCUUUCGGUCACAACCCAAAGCUCAUGACCAUAGGUGAGGGUAGGAACGGAGAUCGACCGGUAAAUUAAGAGCUUUGCCUUUCGGUUCAGCUCUCUCUUCACCACAACAGAUCGAUGUAGAGUCUGUAUCACUGCAGAUGCCGUACCAAUUCGCUUAUCGAUCUCGCGUUGCAGCUGGUAAAUAUAUCAGAAUAUAAAUAUAACCCCAGUAGAGGGCAUUUGGUUUGGAAUGUUUGAGUUAUGUCACCAAAUAUGUGAGGACAACUCUUUAAAAGUAUAUUUUAAAAGCCUUUAAAGAAAUCCAAGCUGGUCAGUAUAACAGAAUAUAAAAAUAGCCUUCAUAUUCAAGCCAGCAGAUGACAUUUGGUGUAGGAUAUUUGACUUACAUCACCUAAUGUGUGACGAGAACUUUUUAAAGAUAAAAUAUUAAAGAUAAAAAUAACCUAUGUAUUCCACCCAAGAGACGGAAUGUUUGAGUUACAGUAUGUCACCUAAUAGAUAUGUCAGGAAAACUCUUUAAAAUUAUAUUUUCCAAUUUUUUUAAUGAAAUCUAAUAAAAAAAACAGAUUUAUUCAUAUAUAAGCCGCAAAUGUCCACGGCAUGAAAUGGCAUAUUGUGGCACGCACAAGCCCGUGAAGACAAGGUAGCUCUUUAUUUGACAGGAGCAAAUCAUGAGCUUUGAAAAAACUCAUGACUAGCUUGUCAACCCAUUGGAAAUGGCAGUACCAAUCCCAACAUGAGUUUAAAACUAUUUUAACUUUUUCCCAUAAUGCAUUUAGUCCUAGAAAAGUAUUUCAUUGGUUAUUCCUUCUGGGGCGCUGCAAUGAUGUCAGCCUCCCUCUAGGCUCCUUUGGUUCCCACUGGUGGACAGAGGGAACGAUUCCAAUUAGUGGAGGUUAAAAGCCCAGCGUCGUCACAGCUACGGUGCUGGUUCAUCAUGUCAUUGCUCCUCGCCUGUGCUGUUACAUGAACUAUUGACGAACAUGUUACCUUUGCCACUUCCUCUUUGUUACAGAGCCUUUUUCUCGGUCACUUUUUGUUUUGUUAUCCUGUACUACUGUGAGUACUGUUUUUUUGUUUAAAAAAUAUUUUAUGUGCACACUUCAGCCUCUGUGUCUGCAUACCGGGUGUCAAGCACUCGACAGCUCCGCGUUUCAUGACACUAAUAACAAUAUUGAGACACUACAUUAGUGACAAGGUAUUUUAUACUAUUUCACAAAUGAUCAAACCACAUACUGAAUUGCUAGGAAAACGAACACACUUAGUGGGGAAAAAAAUGGGGGAAAAUAAGCUCAGAUGUUUCCCAAAUAAAUGAGCAGAAAAUGUGCAGUUGAGCUUCUGCAAGGGUGAUGGGAUGAGCGCUCGUGUCUUGCAGAAACGUACAAAUACUUACGAAUACAAGUACAGUAAGUGUGCUGUGCUUUCACUGCUUCUGCUGCGAGUCUUUCUGAACACCAAACAACAAAGCAUGUCGUAUGAACUCAUAAGAAUAGCAUGGAUGGCGGAGGAUGCGUUAGGCUAGCAAACUUACAAUGAUGGAGUACAGCUUCUUGUGCUGCUCCAUCAGCUGAUGAAGAUGAUUCUCAAACUUCACGCUGCAGAAACAUGACAUGCAGACAAAAGCAAUGUCAUUUACGUGCUUCUGCCGAGUUCACUCUAGCUGGUUUCUCAGAUAAAUCAUUGCCUUGCUGUGCGUGAUGGGUUGUUCGCGAACGAUUCGGCUCUUUUAUGACUGCAGCCUCAAAGAGCCGUCGUUUUUUUUUCUCGUCAUUUUUUCCACACAACAACCCUGCUUUUAUAUUUCUUCAUCAGGGUGGAGAGCAAGCGCAACUCUUGUCAACUAUUUAGCUUGUUAGCUUCCCGUUUCAAGUCCAAGAUGUCGAAUUAAAGGCGAAAGGGGAGUGUUUGUGGUGUCUCGUGUGCUGCGAUACUGCCCUCUCCUGUGUUUCUGUUGCAGUACACGCUCUACACCACCAUAAUGGGCAGAUGAGCAACACCAGGGACUAAUGGGCAACGGCAUCACUUAAGAAGCAAGCACACCUUCCGCCGUUGCCAGAUGGUUGCCCUUCGCUUCCCGACUCAGGCUCCAUUUGCUCAGCAGUUACCCUCUGUCUGCUAGUCAUUCUGCCUACCUUUAUUCCUUGUUACCUGCCCGGCCACUCCGGCAGCGUUAGCGAUUUUCUGUGCCUUCCUGCUUUGAGUAUUCAGCAGUGCCUUUUGUUUAUCGUCCUACCCUUUUGGUAGCUCUUUCUGUUUCUACCCUUUUUUCCGUGUAGUAUCCGGGUCUCCUUUUGUUGCUACUUCUUUAGUUGUCUUUUUGCAUCUUUGUUGUACUUUUGCUUUUGUU